This is a messenger RNA of Helicoverpa zea (corn earworm), 1989 nucleotides long. Its product is annotated as zinc finger protein 585A-like. The record is from RefSeq and is a predicted model, not a curated record. Lineage: Eukaryota; Metazoa; Arthropoda; Insecta; Lepidoptera; Noctuidae. Bases 74 to 1444 code for a protein of 456 amino acids. Gene Ontology annotation, cellular component: nucleus. The transcript has 2 exons. Gene Ontology annotation, molecular function: zinc ion binding.
UGUCAAAGAAAUUUGGAUUCCACCGGUAAACAGAAAAUAAAUAUUUAAAAAUAAAUAGACUAACCGUAGAAACAUGUGUGAUGAUGUUCAAAAUUGUUGCCGCAUAUGUCUGGACGCGGAAUCGGACCAUGUCUCCAUUCUCGGAGACCCCACUAUCAGUUUACACAUGAAAUCCUGUCUGUCUGUAACCGUAUCCGCUAAUGAUCACCUUCCUAAGACAGUUUGCUUAUCCUGUGUAUCGUUAUUAAACCAGUUUUACAACUUCCAACUCAAUGCUCGCUGUUCCCAAGACUGGCUGGAAUCUUCAGUGCAAGAGAAGUUGAAGAAACCCUCUGAAAGCAAAAUGGUGAUACAACCUUUGCCCGACUCGGAAUAUAAUUCAGACUCGCUCUUAGAGUUUCUUAAUAACACUGCGAACAUCGAAGAAUAUUUAAACAACCUUGGUAAGGAAGAUAUACCUUGUAUUGUGAACAUGUUGGAUAGAAAUGAGCAUUCCAUGGAAAUAAGUAAGAUGAACAACAAAGUGACUAAAGUACCCAGUCCUAAAAAGAAAGACAUCACAAAGAAAUUUAAAUUAGAAAAAGAAGUGCUAGAUACAGAUUACCAAAUAGCGAAAGGUUUUGCAAUCAAAGAGACUGAUGUAAAAAUCAAGGUGAACCAAGUAAAGGUUGAAAAGAAUGAUUUCAUAUGCUUCGGUUGUAAGAUAAAAUUUGAUACUGUACAAAAGUUGUUGCAACAUCUGAGUGUGUGCGAUAUUGCUUCCCGAACGUGCAUACAUUGUAACCAGCUGUUUAAUUCAAAGCUGCAGAUGCAACAACAUUCAUUAUUACACAACACAACACAGCCUUUCACUUGCAACUGCGGUGAGGAGUUUCCGUCAAAGGAGCGUUUAAUGCAGCACCACAAAACCUGCCACAUGGACUACGCAGCUACCGUAGGAUAUGUGUACCGAUGUAAAGGAUGCGGAGACACGUUUAGAGAAAGGUUUCAACUGUACAAACAUGCUAAAGAACACAUUAUUAAGUCCGAAGAGAGGGUGUGUGAUAUCUGCGGUCAUACUUUCCCUGGCAGUGAUGCGUUGAAUAAGCAUAGGAAAGAGGAACAUGAGAAACCUGAAAAUGUCAUGUACAAAUGCAAAAUAUGCAACAUAACAUCAACAGACCGCAAAGAAAUGUACCUCCACGUGAAAAAGCAUACCGCAAGACCGGAACCAACUCGUCACUUAUGUGAAUCAUGCGGCCGCAGCUUUACAACUAGAACCUCUUUACUCCGACACUCAUUACUUCACAGUAGUGAUAAGACUGUAUGUCAUAUUUGUCAAAAACAGCUCAUGGAUACUAAGUUAUUAGAACACCAUUUAAUGGAGCAUAUUGAAAUAGCGAUUUGUGAAAAAUGUGGCCAAAGUAUGAGUAGAUUCAAGCUGGCUACACAUGGUUGUGUGUAGUUGUAGUCUUAGGUAAGUGUGUGGCCUAACACAAAGAAAUCAGUUUUGGAAAGUCAAAUGUUUUUUUACCUUCAUCUAAGUUCAUCCAUAAUUAUGAUGUUUCCUGGAACUUUAAAAAGUAAAAUAGGUACCAAAGAUUGAAAUACAAUUAAUAUGCUUGUGUUAGGUUCAUCUCUGUUAUUUUUAUAGCUCUACAAACAAUUAUGUAAUCAUGUCAAUUACCAAAUUUUAUAAUAUUAUUUCUAGAUUAAAACUAAUUUCACUUAAAGCAAAUCGUUUCAGACAGUGAAACGAUUUGCUUUAAGCGAAAUUAGUCCAGACUACAUUUUAUUGUAUUUUCAUUUGCAUGUUAAUAAGUUAUUAUAUGAUAAUUGCAAUUAUUGAUAAAUGCUCAUUAAUAUAAGAGAAAAUUCACCACGUGAGAUUUUAAGUAAAAUUCUCACACUGCCCCGCAUGAUGCAGCGUAGCGCGUGGAUGCGUGUUCUUCCGUUGUUUGUAAGUAUCUCCGUUUGUAUGGAAAACACGCACAGUCCAACACACUGAAA